AUGCAGAUUCUCUCUCUCGUCCUUCUAGCUCUAGCUACUCCCAUCCGCACCACGGCCGGCGACGGAGACUGGGCUGCUGCCUACACCAAAGCUAAGACUUCGCUGGCUAAACUCACAAAUGCGAAUAAGGUUACGCUCGUCACGGGUGUGGGGUGGGAAAAGGGUCCUUGUGUGGGGAAUACGGCUGCUAUUCCUUCGAUUGGUUGGCCGGCUUUUUGUUUGCAGGACGGUCCUUUGGGAGUUCGAUUUGCUCAACAUGUGACGGCGUUUCCGGCGGGGGUUACCACGGGGAGUACUUGGGAUACGGGGUUGAUGUAUGCGAGGGGGUAUGCUUUAGGUGCAGAAGCUAAAGCACUUGGUGUUCAUAAUCAGUUGGGCCCUGUGGCUGGACCUUUGGGGAAAAUUCCAGUGGCAGGGAGGAACUGGGAAGGCUUUAGUAACGAUCCAUAUCUUUCUGGUGUUGCGAUGGCGAAUACGGUAGAAGGUAUGCAAGCAGCAGGUGUUCAAGCAUGUGCCAAACAUUAUCUUGGCAAUGAGCAGGAAUUAAACAGGCAGACGAUGAGUUCGAAUAUUGCCGAUAGAGUUAACCAUGAGUUGUAUCUAUGGCCUUUUGCCGAAGCCGUCAAAGCAAACGUUACAUCAGUAAUGUGUUCAUACAAUCGAUUCAACAGCACAUACGCUUGUGAAAAUCAGGCCCUGCUUACCGGAUUGUUGAAAAACGAGUUGGACUUUCAGGGUUAUGUUGUUAGUGAUUGGGCAGCUCAGAAGACUACAGUGGGUAGUGCGAACGCGGGCAUGGAUAUGGCGAUGCCGGGGGAUAAUUUCGGAGACAAUAAUUUCCUUUGGGGAACUGCUCUUCUCAAUGCCGUAACUACCGGCAAAGUCCCCCAAACUCGCCUCGACGACAUGGCCGUUCGCAUCCUCGCCGCCUGGUAUUUUCUCGGUCAAGACACAAAUUAUCCUGCCGUAACUGGCUGGACUUCCUGGAACGGUGGUGUAGGCGGUCCCAACGUAUCUUCAACCCACAGCACUGUUGCCCGAGCCGUUGCGCGCGAUGGAAUUGUUCUAUUGAAAAACACCAAUAAUGCAUUGCCGCUGAAAAAACCCGCCAGUUUGGCGCUGAUAGGCCAGGAUGCGAUUGUGAAUCCGGCGGGUGCGAAUUCGUGUACGGAUAGGGGGUGUGAUACGGGGACGUUGGCUAUGGGCUGGGGUUCGGGGGCUUGUGAUUUCCCCUAUUUGUCAGCGCCGUAUGAUGCGAUUAAAGUAAAGGCCACGACAGAUGGCACAACAUUAACCAUCUCGAAUACAGAUUCGAUAUCAAGUGGGGCUUCGGUAGCAAGGGCCGCUGCUACAGCCAUUGUGUUCAUUAAUUCCGAUGCUGGCGAGGGAUAUAUAACUGUCGAAGGAGCAACAGGCGACCGAAUAAACCUCGACCCCUGGCACUCCGGCAACGCGCUCGUCUCCGCCGUUGCUGCCGUAAACAAAAACACCAUCGUAGUAAUCCACAGCGUUGGCCCCCUAAUCCUCGAAUCGAUCCUCGCCCUCCCUAACGUCAUCGCCAUAAUCUGGGCUGGACUCCCCGGGCAAGAAUCCGGCAACGCACUCGUAGAUGUCCUCUACGGUUCUAUAUCCCCCAGCGGCAAACUCCCCUAUACCAUUGCCAAAACGCAAGCUGAUUACGGCACCGCCAUUGCCAAUGGUGAUGAUAGUUAUACCGAGGGUUUAUUCAUCGAUUAUCGACAUUUCGACCAAGCUUCUAUUGCUCCGCGUUAUGAAUUCGGGUUCGGCUUGACUUAUACCACAUUUUCAUAUUCCAACCUCGUGCUCUCGUCUAUUUCCUCCCUCCCCGGAAGCAGCACGCUUGUUCCGGGCGGAAAAUCACUUCUCUAUGAUACGGUCGCCAGCGUCUCAGUAACAAUCACAAAUAACGGGACGGUUGCCGCCGCAGAAGUAGCACAGCUGUACAUUGGAUUCCCAAGCACAGUUCCCAACACCCCCCCAAAACAACUUCGCGGGUUUCGAAAGAUGACUUUAGUGGCGGGUGCGGCCAACACGGUAAAUUUUGUGUUGCGGAGGAAAGAUUUGAGCUUUUGGGAUAGCGUGACUCAAAGCUGGGUAUUACCCACGGGGAACUUUGCCGUGUUUGUGGGGGGUAGUAGUAGGGAUAUUAGAUUGAUAGGGACGCUAUCUAGUAGUGGUGGUUCUUCGAGUACGAGCACGAGCUCAGGUCUAACUUCCUCUACUACGACUGUGCUAGUUCCGAUCACGAGUUCGAGUGUUACGUCCAGUUCGAGCAGUAUGAGUACGAUAACCAGUACUACUUCGGCUCCUGGGCCUCAACAAACGCUAUAUGGACAAUGUGGAGGAAUAGGAUAUACGGGCCCGACGGUUUGUGCGGGUGGGACGUGUAGAUAUGCUAAUGCUUAUUAUAACUCUAGAGGAAAUGGUGACGGAUUUUGGGACGUAGAAGAGAAAACUUUGAGGAGGGAAGAGAGAAGAGGGAAGAGAGAAGAGGGAAGAGGGAAGAAGGAGGAAGGAAGAAGGGGUCCAAAUAAGUUGUAUAUAGGAAAAACAAAGUAA
Sclerotinia borealis F-4128 is the source of this 2580-nucleotide messenger RNA. NCBI's taxonomy places the organism in Eukaryota, Fungi, Ascomycota, Leotiomycetes, Helotiales, Sclerotiniaceae. The record is from the annotation of a GenBank genome assembly.